AUGAUUAACAACAACUUUCUACAAGUGAUACGAGAUCAGGCUUUUGAAGGACUAUCGCUCCUGGAGUUUCUACAUCUGCCGAACAACUUUAUUCGACAUCUUCCGCAGAACGUCUUCCAUCCUCUAGAGAAAAUCGUUUGGAUCGACUUAAGUAAUAAUGAUAUCUCUAGCCUUCCGGAGAACGCCUUUAGGUCCAAUACAAAGUUAAAGGGAUUAGAUCUACGAAAAAACCCGUUGACUAAAAUUAUCCUUCCGGCCGGGAACCCCAUAAGGAGCAUCGAUUACUUGCUCCUCAACGACUGCGACCAGCUAAAAGAGGUGAAGUUAGCCAUUGACGUUCUCAACAUAACUCUGGAAAACAGUGCAGUGGAAACCUUAAAGAUCAGCGGAAGUGUCCAAAGCAUUCGAGCGGGAAACUCACCGUUGACCAAUUUGGACUUGCACGGAGCUACACUGAAUGUAUCCUUUCUCAGCGAUAUCCUCUGCAAAAGUCGGUCGCUGAAGCAGCUGGAUCUGUCUUCUACCUCAUUGGACACCAUUCAGCUCUCCAGCGGUGACCUUUACUUUGACUGCCUGCUGCCCAAUCUCAAGAUUCUCAAACUGUCCAACAAUAACAUAGAAACUCUGCCAAUGGGAUCUCCUCUUUUCGGAAGCAAACUUGAGACCCUGGACCUCUCCUAUAAUAAACUACAGAAAGUACCUUUGGAGACCCUUAAGGAAGCCCACUCUCUUCAAAGCCUGAAUCUCGACGGAAACCGCCUGACCAGUUUUGAGUAUAAAUCCGCUUAUGAUAAGUUCAAGAACCUGAGAACUUUGACCGCCAGUGAAAAUAAUUUUAACAACAAAUUUUACAAUGCCAUGGUAGCUUAUUCCUAUUGGCAGUUAAGAGCAUCGGAUAGCAAGGCACAGAAUGGGGUGGAGAAGCCAAAGGGUCAGAACGUAACGAAUGUGGUGGAGGAGUCUACGAAGAAGAACGAAACGAAUGUAGAAGAGGUGGCGACAAAGAAGAGCAUAACGAAUGUGGUGAAGGAGUCGACGAAGAAGAACGAAACGAAUGUGGUGAAGGAGUCGACGAAGAAGAACGAAACGAAUGUGGAAGAGGUGACGACGAAGAAGAACGAAACGAAUGCGGAAGAGGUGACGACGAAGAAGAACGAAACGAAUGUGGAAGAGGUGCCGAAAGUUACGAAGACGCCUGUAGAAGAGGAGCAGAAGAGCCAGUGCAUCUGGAUCUGGAUCACAGUUCCCAUUAUAGUCAUCCUGCUGGUUGCGCUGGUAUGGCAGGUGAUGAGGAAUCGAGGCAGCGACUGCUUUGGUUGCCAGCCAGUUUAG
Molecule: messenger RNA, 1332 nt
Organism: Drosophila kikkawai
Lineage: Eukaryota; Metazoa; Arthropoda; Insecta; Diptera; Drosophilidae
Product: leucine-rich repeat-containing G-protein coupled receptor 5-like
Molecular function (GO): protein binding
Source: RefSeq, a predicted model, not a curated record